This is a messenger RNA of Phascolarctos cinereus (koala), 722 nucleotides long. RefSeq names its product apolipoprotein M (gene APOM). Gene Ontology annotation, biological process: high-density lipoprotein particle remodeling; cholesterol efflux; high-density lipoprotein particle assembly. Lineage: Eukaryota; Metazoa; Chordata; Mammalia; Diprotodontia; Phascolarctidae. The record is from RefSeq and is a predicted model, not a curated record. Gene Ontology annotation, molecular function: lipid carrier activity; phospholipid binding. Gene Ontology annotation, cellular component: high-density lipoprotein particle; low-density lipoprotein particle; very-low-density lipoprotein particle.
ACUACAGUAAAUGCCUGAAAGUGAUUUUCGAGCUGGGCCUUUCCGCCUACUUCGCGAAAGGCCUGGGCUCUAGUGAACGGGUCACGUGUGCCUUUGGCAUGCGGGUUGCUCCUCUAAUACAUGAGGAAAUUCGUGGUUGGCAACCUUCAUCGGACGGCAGUGUUUUAGAUACCUAAAAUAAACCCAUUCCCAUCCCUCCUUAGUUCCCUGGACCCUACCUGGGUCAAUGGUACUUCAUUGCGGGUGCAGCUUCUACCCAGGAGGAGCUGGCGAUCUUUGUCCCAGUGGACAACAUUCUCUUCAACAUGGCUGCUAGCCAUGUUCCCCAAAAGCUCCAACUACGGGCCACCAUCAGAAUGAAAAAUGGGCACUGUGUACCCCGAAAAUGGACUUACCAUCUGACUGAAGGGAGCACAGAUCUCAAGACUGAAGGCCGCCCUGAUAUGAAGACUGAACUCUUCUACAGCUCUUGCCCAGAUGGGAUCAUGCUGAGGGAGACAGGACAAGGCUACCAGCGCUUCCUCCUUUAUAACCGAUCCCCACAACCCCCUGAAGAAUGUGUGAAUGAAUUUCAGUCCCUGACCUUUUCCUUGAACUCAAAAGCCUUCCUGCAGACCCCCAGGGAGAUAGAAGCCUGUGAGUUGUCCAGUGACUAACCUGUGCCCUCUAGGGAGCUGCAGACUUCUUGCUGCCUUCAAGAACAAUAAAGAUGAUUUUUCUGA